AUGAUAUCUCGUGGGAAAACCACGGAAGAAUUAGUGAAGUGUAAAUUGUGGUGGCAAGGACCUUCAUGGAUCACCAAGGACUCAUCAGAAUGGCCAGUUAUACCAAGCAAACUGCCUGAUGAUGAGACUAUAUUAGAAAGAAAGAAAGUGGUAUUAACAUUAACUGUUUCUACGUCAUCCAUGGAAACCAGUAUUGAAUUUAUUGAGCGACUGAUAUCACAGUUUUCAAAGUUGAGGACGCUAAUCAAUGUUACCGCGCGUUUACUACGUUUGGGUAAAAGGGGAACCAGAACGAGUACACUAUGUUCAGUGAUACCACAUGAAGCCUUAACUCCAGGAGAACGAGAUUUUGCAUUGAAGAGACUGAUAUUACUAACACAACAACAUGCUUAUAAGGCAGAAUGUAACAGUCUAACCACGCACAACCGAAUAGUUGGCAAGAGUGUUUUAGUCCAACUCCAUCCAUUCUUAGAUGCAAAUAACUUGUUAAGAGUAGGAGGAAGACUGCAACAGUCCAGUCAACCGUAUGAUAGCAAGCAUCCGUUAAUACUACCGGGAAACAAUAGUCUUAGCAAUCUGAUAAUUGAAGAUACUCACCAUCGACUUCUCCAUGCAGGACCAACUCAAUUGAUAGCUACUCUACGGCAACGGUUUUGGAUUAUAGGUGUAAAAAGAGCUGCAUCAAAAAUAAUUUGGCGAUGUUUGAAAUGUUAUCGUUGGAAGGCCAGUCGAUCGAAGCAACUAAUGGGAUCACUUCCCGAAUCACGCGUAACAGUAGCGGCUCCAUUUUCAACAUGUGGAGUUGACUAUGCCGGUCCAUUUACUACAAGAAUAGGCCCACCUCGCUCGAAGAAAACAACGAAAAGCUACAUCGCAUUAUUCAUAUGUUUUGUAUCAAAGGCGAUACACAUUGAAUUGGUAUCAGAUUUGACUACCGAGGCUUUUAUAUCUGCAGUAAAACGAUUCGUCAGUAGACGAAGAUGUCCAUCAGAAAUUAACUCUGAUAACGGUCGGAAUUUCGUAGGAACUGCCAACGUACUGAAGGCGUUUCUGAAUGACAAUCGCAUCCAAAAGGAAAUACUGGAAUAUGCAACUGACCAACAGUUGACGUGGAAAUUCAUUCCACCACAUAUGGGAGGAUUAUGGGAAGCAGGAAUAAAAUCGGCAAAACACCAUCUUAAACGAGUUGUUGGGGAAACAAUCAUGUCAUUUGAAGAAUUAUCAACAAUCCUGUGCCAGAUUGAGGCAGUUCUCAAUUCGCGACUUUUGGCACCAAUGUAUGACGAUGUUGAGUCACUUGACGUUCUGACGCCAGCACAUUUUUUAAUAGGCAAACCCUUAAGAGGACGUGAUACUGCCCACAAAAUGUUUGUAAAAACCGUUUCACGCGGGAAAGAACCACCCGAGCUGUAG
Diuraphis noxia (Russian wheat aphid) is the source of this 1413-nucleotide messenger RNA. RefSeq lists its product as uncharacterized. NCBI's taxonomy places the organism in Eukaryota, Metazoa, Arthropoda, Insecta, Hemiptera, Aphididae. Gene Ontology annotation, molecular function: nucleic acid binding. Gene Ontology annotation, biological process: DNA integration. The record is from RefSeq and is a predicted model, not a curated record.